This is a messenger RNA of Oncorhynchus masou masou (cherry salmon), 2338 nucleotides long. RefSeq names its product fasciculation and elongation protein zeta-1-like. The record is from RefSeq and is a predicted model, not a curated record. Gene Ontology annotation, cellular component: cytoplasm; axon. The transcript is spliced from 10 exons. Bases 1 to 1320 code for a protein of 439 amino acids. Lineage: Eukaryota; Metazoa; Chordata; Actinopteri; Salmoniformes; Salmonidae.
AUGGAGGCUCCCCUUGUGUGCCUGGAUGAGGAGUUCGAAGACCUCCGGCCCUGCCGGGUAGAGGACAUGGAUCGGGCUGUGCCCCCCAGCCGACCCCCCUACAGCACCAUCCCCCUGGCCCCAAUGGCCCCCCUGGCUCCCAUCACCCGCGAGGACUUCUCCGAACUGGAGAACUUCUCAGAGAUGAUGAGCUUCAAGUCCAUGGAGGACCUGGUAAAUGAGUUUGACGAGAAGCUGAAUGUCUGUUUCCACAACUACAACACCAAGACGGAGGGCCUGGCCCCUGUGCGCAACCAGUCCCACACCGAGGAGGACGAGGAACGGCUGCAGGAUGAAGAUGUGUGGGAUGCGCUGACGGAUAACUACAUCCCUUCCUCUGUCUCCAGCUGGGACGACCCCAACUCAGAGGGAUUCAACGGCAACCUCUCCGAUCAGGAGAUUCAUGAAAAAGAGGAGGAGGAGAUGAACGAGAAGAACGACAAUGCCAAUUGCCUGAGUGAGGAGCCUCUUAUCACUGCUGAUCAGGUCAUUGAGGAGAUAGUUGAGAUGAUGGAGAACUCUCCGGACCCUGGUGAGACCGAGGAGGAGGACGAGGAAGAGAGUGGACACUCCUCAUCCAAAACCAGCCCAUCCCUUCUGGAGGAGAUUAGACAGCUGUCCCAGGCCUCCAAUAACAACAUGCCCUCCUAUGAAGGCCUAAGUCUGAUGCCCAGCUCAGCCCUGGUGGAGCUGCUGUGCCGGGUGGAGUCGGCCAUCAUGGAGUACUCCGAGGAGCUGGUCACCCAGCUGGCACGCCGUGACGAGUUGGAGUUUGAGAAGGAGGUGAAGAACACGUUCAUCACGGCCCUCAUGGAUGUGCAGAACCGCCAGAAGGAGCAGCGGGACACGGGCAAGCGCCGGCGCCGGAGCGAUAAGGGCCUCAGUCUGCAGGGUAACGCGGUAACCACGACCGUGAUUGGUGGAACUACUACUACAACCACUGUCCACACGGACUCCAAGCCUGCCUCUAUGCCUAUGAAGCGUUUUAGUAUGGAGGGCCUGUCCAACAUCCUGCAGACUGGCAUCAGACAGACAUUUGGCAGCACAGGGACAGACAAACAGUAUCUAAACACGGUAAUUCCAUAUGAGAAGAAAGCAACUCCUCCAACUGUGGACGACCUUCAGAUGAUCACCAAUAUUCUUUACGCCAUGAAGGAGGAGAGUGAGAAGGUGCCUACACUGCUAACUGACUACAUAUUAAAAGCCUACCACCACCCCAGCCUCCAUCCGUUUGGUUUGUUACCAUCAGGGGGAUUGGAAUAUCUCUCUCACUGCCUGUAGUUUAUUAUAAUGUGCUGUGUCCCACUUAAAGAAUUCAAGCCAUGGGCUGCUCUCUGACGGAGACUUCUGAAAGGGCUCCCGAAUCUGGUAACCAUCCACCCCUCCUCCAGUCCAAGCUGCAUGAGCUCCCCCCUGUUUCAUAAUCAGUCAUGGAUCAUUACCAUCUAAAUCAUUGUACCAUACUCAUGUAAUAAAACUACUGCCUUUAGCUGAGCUCACCUUGUCCUUCCUGCACACUAAGAUCCGUCCAGAGCCAAAAUGGCAGCCGCCUAAAUACUAGUGUAUGGGGCCACUGUACCCCUGUUGAAGAACUGACUAACUGAUCUCUAUUCAGAGCAUGAUAAGCUAAUACUGACCACACAGUUAUACAGGGAUUCAUUUUUAGUUUUAUUUUCUAUUUUUUACAGAGAUGAUUUGAUAUCAGAUAUUAACAUGGCUAUGUUUUACUUCACUGUACCUCAGGCCUAAAAGGGGUUUGGUUCUUAUGCCAUUUUGUCUGUCUGCCCAUAUGUCACCUUGUACAGAUUAUUGAGGAUUGACGGGUUCAAUUUAAAUGUAGGAAAUCUGGACUGAACAUUUCUCUCAUUAUUCGAGGACAAUAACCUGUAAACGUAACAAAUUUGAAUAAAAAAGCCAUUGACCUUUUCUGCCAUGCUAGUACUGUAGCUUAAUAUUACGGGUGCAGUAGAUUUAAAUGUUUUUGUUAUUUCAACCAAUAAUGUUUGAAUAUUCAGUGCUCUUCAGACUUUUGAUAAUUUAUUUUUACUGUGAUCUAAUAUUUCAUAUAGGCCAUCAUGUACUGUUGUUUUGUUUAUUUUAUACUUUUAUUUAAUGAAUAAUCAGAGUAUGUGUCACCCCAUUCUGUCACAUGGAGUUUAAUCAUUGAGUUUUCAUUGUCACUGAUGACAUGGGCUCAUUUGAAUACGGUAUAGGCUUACUUAUUUAUGAAUUCCUGUGAGCCACGUAGGAGAAUAUUACAUUGCUAAUCGCAAGUUCAAAUAAACAUGCUACCCUAAAA